CAGGAGGGACGAUCCGCUGACGCUAUCAACACAACAACAGCCACUCGUCCCUAAAUCAACAACAACAACACGGUGCCCAGACCUCUGCAAUAAGAUCACACGGUGCCCAGACCUUUGCAACGACAAGAUCAUAAGAUGCCAAGACCCUAAAAUAAGAUCACACGGUGCUCCAAACCCUAAAACAAGAUCACACGGUGGCCAAACCCUAGAGCAAGAUCACACGGUGCCUUCUCUAGUUUCGUCGUCGCAUUUCAGUCAACUAUCAGCAACUACAAGAAGAUCUUUCAGCUGGUUCCCAUAUCAUAAAGGAAAUCAGCGUUGAGCUGGAGCCUCGAGUCUUGCCUAAUGGGUGGCCCUGCACCAUCCCGUGCAGUCAUCGGCACGAGAACCUUAUCACAAACCAACUAUCAUUCACAAGAAAAAGAACCUCCAAGUGAUAACACCCAAACCUUACCCAGCUGCACAGUGAUAUGCAAUAAUACAACUGUAGUAACGCAGUCGCACAGUGACGUGCAACAAUACAACUGCAGUAACCCAGCCACAUAGUAAUGUGCAGUAAUACAACUGCAGCCAUCCAGCUACAUAAUACGGUGAAAUAAUACAACUGCAGUCACCAGACGAGCAACAGGCUUCAAACUACACAAGUGUGCAUCUUAAAGAAGAAAAUAUAACCAAACAAUUUUAACUUAUAAAAUGCACGAAACCUGAAAAAAGUUACAAAGCACAAUUACAUAAAUAUUUAAAUGCAUCCUAAGCCACUACUGGACUUGUGUAUCGAUUUCCUUGUUAAUUCAACAAGAGCUUACCAACAGCAAUGUCACAGUUAUGAGGCCAUCUGGAAGGAUGUGGGUGAGCUGUGGGCAGAUCUUUGGUACCUGCCACCACGUGUUCCAGAUCGUGCCACGCACCUCUUGCACACACAUCUAAUACAUGAUUGCCUUGAAGCAAAAAAUCAUGGCGUUCACGAUGUGACUCGCUCACUCCUGAUUAUGUUAGCUGUUAAAACUCACAAAAUUGCCUUCGUGCAGGUAGAUCGGCAGUUAGCAAUCCUGAACUCCUCAGCCUUUUUUUCAGUAGAUGUUUUUAUUGGUGAAAACCUUUUACAAGAGCUGGAUGUAACAGGAAUUGAUCUGAUGGAAGAUAUGAGUGUACUGUUGGCACUGUUGCCAUUGUGCCCCAAGCUCACUAUUGUCAAGUUGGGGGGCAACACGACACCAGAGGUACUGCGUGCAGCCAUGAACUGUCCUAUUACAAUUCUUCACAUAAGUGAACGACUUGCUUGGGAACCUCGAGUCACAGAAGCAGUCUUAAUGGAUAUCAUGAUUGGCGCUGGCAAUCAGAGCUCAAUAAGGCUACUGGAAAGUGUUCGAGAAGGAAAGCCAAUAACUGGAGGUCUAUCGUGGCCUCAGCUUUCUGACUUCUCUACUGGAUAUUGUCAUGUGCAAGUUAAUUUCCUGUUGCUAAUUCUGGUGGUUUUUACAAAAUUGCAAUGUUUAGCAAGUAACUUGGUUAGUCUGCACACUGUUCUCCAUGCAUUUAAUAACUUAAGAAAAGAAAUAUCAAGUAUCCACACUCUCUCUCUAAAAACCAGCACUAUGCAGUCUGGUGAAGGUUUUAUAGACAUUUUGUCAUGUGUUGCACCUGAGCUUGAAGAACUGAAGAUUCUUGCCAUCAAAAAUUGUGCAAAUAUUACUAAUUAAGUUCUGAAGCUUCCUGACAGUUUCCCAUCUUUGAGAGUACUUCAUAUGGACUUACAGUUUUUACACCCAAACGAAAUUCCUACUCAGGCUUUUGCUGGAAUUGGACAGCAGUUAACAGUGCUAAAGCUUUAUAUUGAUAACUGCUAUAAAGUACGUCAAGGAGAUAUUUCUUCAUUGUUGCAAUUAUGUCCACUUCUUAAUGAUUUAACCUUGGCCUUCAAAAGUGGAAUGCAAUGUGAUCACAGUAUUAUUCUCCAACAAAUUAAAUGUUUUGAAAAUAUAACUUCUCUCAAAUAUUCAACAUCCGAUAAGAAAGUUGAACCUGUAAAGUGUCUCUUGAACAUGUUUCCUAAACUGCAGACACUUGUAAUUGAUGGUAAGAUACAGAGUUUUGACAUGUUAGUGGAACCUCUAACACAGUUGCAAGAGUUGAGAACCUUGAAGUUACUAAGACAUACAUACUUGCCUGUGGAGGGUUUGUGUGAGCUGCCCAGGAAGACCAGUGAUGGCAGGUCGUGGGCGCUUCACGCCUCUCCCUCUUUUAUCACUUCACCUGAUGUAACAAAACUCCAAAACUGCGGAUGGACAUUCGUACCUCAAAAAUCUUGACUACAAUUGUCAUUGUAGUUCCAGUGAAAACUCAAUGAAAAGAUGUUUGGUACCUCUGGGCAGCCAAAACAGAAUUUAACCAUUUAGAGAGAGCUCUAAACUUGUCUUCCAUGAAAUAGAUAUUUUAUCAUUGAUUGCAAAUGAUAAAAUAUCAGAAAUUCUUGCACUGCAUGUAUCCAUAUUUUGCAUCUACAGUGAUGGAUAAAAUACAAUAUAUGUGAUGAAAGUUAUCAAAAGAAUAUGCCAAAUAAAUAUGUGAUGAAAAUAUAAGCUGUGAAGAUUAAAAUUAUAAUCAGCAACUGUUCUGUUACCUAGUAAUAAUAAAUUGCAAAAAUCA
This is a messenger RNA of Procambarus clarkii (red swamp crayfish), 2646 nucleotides long. RefSeq lists its product as uncharacterized. NCBI's taxonomy places the organism in Eukaryota, Metazoa, Arthropoda, Malacostraca, Decapoda, Cambaridae. The record is from RefSeq and is a predicted model, not a curated record.